UCUACCCUCCUCUUCUUCUUCCUUUUUUGCAGGGAAAUUUAACAAGCUUCAUUCUUUUUCCUUUCUCUCCUUCUUUCUUCUCUACCCAUUUCGAUUCUAUAUCUCUUUCUUCCUUUUUUUUUUCUCUUUAGAACAUCAUUUUUUCCAAUACUCAUUAUCCAAUUGGCUUCAAAUUUGAAGACCCCCAAAUUCUCAAUUCCCCCCCCCCCCCCCCCCCUUCUAUAGACGAACGAUGAUUUUCGUUAAUAGAGAAGAUGGGGUUGGCCUUUUGUUGUAAUUGGAAGGCUGUGGGUAGGUGGAGAGGUAAAGAGAAGAAACAGGAGGUAUUUUGGGGGUGGAAAUGGACUGCCGGAUAUGCGUUGCGGGUGGGGAUUUAUGGGUCAAGGUAGGCGGGCGUGUUGGUGGUGUGGGACAGAUGGGAGGUUUUAGCCAUGAGAGCGAACAUGAUUUGGCUCUUAUGGUUAGCGAUUUCUUGGAAAAUGGAAGCGGUGGAGGUGAGUCUUGGUGUAGUAGCGAUAGCGAUUCUGGUGUUUCCGAUCUUGUUCAUCUUGCUGAAAAGAUUGUGUUCUAUAAGAAUCCAGUAUCCCAGUACGAAAGUGAUUUGCUUUCAGUUGUUCAUUCACUUACCUUGUCAAUGAAUGCGAAGGAUCUGAACAUGAACAAGACCGGUCCUUGCAAUGCUAGUUGUAUCCGGUUUGUUUUGGUGAAGCUACUGCGACGCUCCGGUUAUGAUGCUGCUGUAUGUACAACCAGAUGGCAGGGUGCUGGCAAGGUCCCUGGAGGAGAUCAUGAGUAUAUUGAUGUCGUUAACUACACCUCUGGAAGCUCGGAGAGGUUGAUUAUCGAUAUCGACUUCCGAAGCCACUUUGAAAUAGCCAGGGCAGUCGAAUCCUAUGAUAGAAUAUUGAAUUCUCUUCCAGUAAUAUAUGUUGGAUCAUUAUCCCGGCUUAAGCAUUUCCUUCAAAUUAUGGUUGAAGCUGCAAAGUCUUCACUUAAGCUAAACUCCAUGCCACUUCCUCCGUGGAGAUCCCUUGCGUACUUGCAAGCCAAAUGGCAAUCACCAUGCCAGAGAAUGCUUCAUCCCGAAGAACAGCAGCAGUUGGGGGCCAAAGACAUGUUGAUGAGCCACAAGCAAUGCAUUGGACACUUAAAGAGACUUCAGUCAGUACUCCAAUCAGAGACUGAAACAGAUCGGUUUUUGAGGCCGGUGAACAGUGAUAACAUUAGGAAAAUAAAGACCGAGAGGCGACGACACUCUCUGUUGAGAACCAUUUGACAAAAAGAUGUACAGAUGAAACCGAGAAAAGAAAUUUUUGAGGAGAUUGACGAGGAAAUGUGUAGCGCGGCUUUUUCAUUAUUUUGUUUCUUUUUUUUGGUUGUUGGGGGGUAAUUGAGUUAUAUGAAAUAAAAAGUAUGAACCUGAAGAUGAUGAGUGGUCUGAAGUUCAUGCAGCUGCAAAAAUGUAGAAGCAGAAUGAAAGCACAAGCAGAAUGUGAAAGCAAAGGAAUUGGACCAACAAACAGAGGAUCUCACUGCUUGAUUCUUUUAUUCUGGGAUGAUUCCUUCUUUUUUAUAUAUAUAUAUAUAUAUAUAUAUUUAUUAUUUUAUACAAAUAGAGAAUUAGGAAGGAAAGAUAAUCUCAUUUUUCUCUCCCAUAUUCCAUGCCUGUUGUUUUUGGUGGGCAUUGGGAACUUUUUCAUUUUUAUUUUAUCUCUCAUAUAUUUGUGUAUUUUAAUUUUUAAUUUAUUGAUUACUCUAUCAAAUGAAGCUGAGCCCUGCUUCUUUAUUGUUGCA
This is a messenger RNA of Cucumis melo (muskmelon), 1794 nucleotides long. RefSeq lists its product as uncharacterized. Lineage: Eukaryota; Viridiplantae; Streptophyta; Magnoliopsida; Cucurbitales; Cucurbitaceae. The transcript is spliced from 3 exons. The record is from RefSeq and is a predicted model, not a curated record. Bases 341 to 1276 code for a protein of 311 amino acids.